AUGGUUGGUAUGCUGGCUAUUGCCGGGGUCCCGAAGCCAUGGGUAUCUUCUCCAGAAUAUUGCUCUGGGCUCCCCAGUAUUAUCUCAGAUUCGUCUCCCUCUUUAUCUGGCAGCCCAAAGUAUUUGGAUGAGCAUUCCCUCAGUCUCUCAAGUGACUGGCAUUCAAAUACUUGCUCUUCUGAACCAAGUCCACAUCCUAAUUUCCGUUUCCUUCAUCACUUGCCCACAAACCAAACACAAUACCUUCCAGAAGCCAUGCUUAGCCCACGGAGUUUGGCUGCUCAUGCUGUCCCUUAUCAAAAUAGCAUCUACCCCAUGCUACACAGAGUGGGAGAUCAAUAUGGAACUGAGUAUGCGCAGAAUGUCUCUCCUUGCAUGGCAAGACCCGAUAUCAGGAGGAGUAUCCCAAAUAACAACAAUGGUUAUUGCGAAUCCUACAGCGGGACUUUGGAAAACUACGAUGAAACUUUCAACCGUCACAGAGUGGGCUCCCACGCUGGGCUAGUCCACCCAAUUCCAAGAAACUCACACAUGGCGGCCAACAAUCUUUCAUUCCUAUCAGCCACCGAAGACACUCCAUCUAUUGCUUCGUUCGAUGUCCCAAAUGAGCAAAAAGGCUGUGCUAUCCCCAACCAGCAGUCUGCUUAUGUCCCAAGCAUGACUGGCUACAAUACGAACCAGAGUGAUUUCAAUUUCCAUACACACAAGGCACACAUGGAUCUUCACACCUCUCCAUACACCAAAUUCACUAGCUCUGAGAAUGGCCCUGCAUGUAGCUCGUGGAGUAUGAAUACUGAGCCUGAUAUGUGGUAUCAUUCUCGCGUCACUAGUGAUGCAGCUGAUGAUAUGACUUGGCUGACCGCCAGCACUUAUGAAGGGCCUUGGUCCGUCAAUCAUCCAUACAGACACGCAAAACAGACCUCAAUUUCCGUUGUCACUACCCAUGGCUUGCCAAUGCCGCCUUUUGACCAUAUUGUCAUGUCUGGGACCACUUCUUCAUUCACCCAAGAGUCUUUCGCUUCGGUCCCAAGGCCAACAGUAAUCCAAGUGCCCCAGAACCAGCAACCCUUCCCAGACAAUGGAUACGCAUCGAGCUCUGGGGCUGUUUACUCCGACACAGAGGCUGGAUCGUUCGACCAGCUGCCACUGAACGGACCCAGUCCCUCAUAUGUUCACCCCACAACGGAGGAGUCAGCGUCUCCUCAACCAGCCAGCGACGACCGAGCCACCAUUGAAGCAAGCCUUCACUACAGCGAUGCCCGUAAUGCAUUUUUGAUUGACUGCAAGCGGCACGGUCUCUCCUACAAAGAUAUCAAGAGAAUUGGCGGAUUCAAAGAGGCAGAGUCUACACUACGUGGCCGAUUCCGCACUUUGACCAAAGCCAAAGAUCAGCGCGUGAGGAAGCCUAAGUGGCAAACCAAGGAUAUCAAACUCCUCCGCGAAGCUGUAUUUGUCUGCUCCGAAUCCCCUGAGGCAUACACUUCCAUCGUACAGCUCAGUAUUAACAUGCACCAGCCGCCUAAGGUAUCCUGGAAGAAGGUUGCAGAGUAUAUUUGGAGUCACGGUGGAUCAUACUAUUUCGGAAACGCUACAUGCAAGAAAAAGUGGUGCGAGAUCCAUGAUAUCAAGCUUUGA
Molecule: messenger RNA, 1635 nt
Organism: Penicillium antarcticum
Lineage: Eukaryota; Fungi; Ascomycota; Eurotiomycetes; Eurotiales; Aspergillaceae
Exons: 2
Coding region: 1-1635 (544 amino acids)
Source: RefSeq, a predicted model, not a curated record